This is a messenger RNA of Anolis carolinensis (green anole), 6268 nucleotides long. It is a transcript of the gene epha7, whose product is annotated as EPH receptor A7. Gene Ontology annotation, cellular component: plasma membrane; dendrite. Bases 298 to 3276 code for a protein of 992 amino acids. The transcript has 17 exons. Gene Ontology annotation, biological process: ephrin receptor signaling pathway; axon guidance; protein phosphorylation. Gene Ontology annotation, molecular function: ATP binding; protein binding; transmembrane-ephrin receptor activity. The record is from RefSeq and is a predicted model, not a curated record. Lineage: Eukaryota; Metazoa; Chordata; Lepidosauria; Squamata; Anolidae.
UGAUAUUAUUGGAGUGUGGCGCGAGCGGCCGGUCUGCAGUCGGAGACUCGCAGGCAGCAAAGACGGAGGAGAAGGCAAAGGGAGAAGAGCAGAAGGAAAGAAGGAAAGGAAGGAAGGAAGGAAGGGAGAGGGCGAAACGAGAGAGCGCGCCCCCAACCAGCCCUGAGAAAGACCCACCGAGGGGUCUUUUAUUUCCCCAUAUAUACAUAUAUAUAAAUAUAUAUAUAUAUAUAUCUUCUAGAUCUCUUAUGUCUAUCCCUAAUUAAGACCUGUUUAAACACCGCCAGCUCGUGCACCAUGGUUUUGCAAAGUAGGCUCGCUUGGAUUAUUUCAUGUUGCAUCUGGCUGCUUCGCUUUGCACACACGGGGGAAGCACAGGCUGCGAAAGAAGUAAUAUUGUUAGACUCUAAAGCACAACAAACAGAGUUGGAAUGGAUCUCUUCUCCUCCCAAUGGAUGGGAAGAAAUUAGCGGACUGGAUGAAAACUACACACCUAUACGAACAUACCAGGUAUGCCAAGUCAUGGAGCCUAAUCAGAAUAACUGGCUACGGACUAACUGGAUCGCUAAAGGCAAUGCACAAAGGAUUUUUGUAGAACUAAAAUUUACUCUGAGGGAUUGUAAUAGUCUUCCUGGAGUCCUGGGAACAUGUAAAGAAACUUUCAACUUGCAUUAUUAUGAAACAGACUAUGACACUGGCAGGAGCAUCAGAGAAAACCUGUAUGUAAAAAUAGAUACUAUUGCGGCCGAUGAAAGUUUUACCCAAGGUGACCUUGGGGAGAGAAAAAUGAAACUUAAUACAGAGGUGAGAGAGAUUGGACCUCUGUCCAAAAAAGGAUUCUACCUUGCAUUUCAGGAUGUAGGUGCCUGCAUUGCUUUGGUUUCUGUCAAAGUAUACUACAAGAAGUGCUGGUCCAUUAUUGAGAACUUAGCUAUUUUUCCAGAUACAGUGACUGGGUCAGAGUUCUCUUCCCUAGUUGAGGUCCGCGGAACUUGUGUCAACAGUGCAGAAGAAGAGGCUGAGAACUCCCCUAGAAUGCACUGUAGUGCGGAGGGAGAAUGGUUAGUACCUAUUGGGAAGUGUAUCUGCAAAGCUGGUUUCCAGCAAAAAGGUGACACAUGUGAACCCUGUGGCCGUGGAUUCUACAAGUCAUCUUCACAAGAUCUGCAGUGCUCCCGCUGUCCUAUGCACAGUUUUUCUGACAGGGAAGGAUCUUCACGAUGUGAUUGUGAAGACAGCUAUUACAGAGCACCUACUGAUCCACCAUAUGUUGCUUGCACAAGACCUCCAUCUGCACCACAGAACCUUAUUUUCAAUAUUAACCAAACUACUGUGAGUUUGGAGUGGAGCCCUCCUGCUGAUAAUGGAGGGAGAAACGAUGUGACCUACAGGGUAUUGUGCAAGAGGUGCAGCUGGGAACAGGGCGAAUGUGUUCCCUGUGGGAGUAACGUUGGAUAUAUGCCCCAGCAAACUGGAUUAGCAGACAACUACGUCACUGUCAUAGACCUGCUAGCUCAUGCCAACUACACUUUUGAAGUUGAAGCGGUGAAUGGCGUGUCUGACUUGAGCCGCUCCCAGAGGCUUUUUGCAGCUGUUACUGUUACCACUGGUCAAGCAGCUCCCUCGCAAGUUAGCGGCGUAAUGAAAGAGAAAGUGUUGCAAAGGAGUGUGGAGCUUUCCUGGCAGGAACCCGAGCAUCCCAAUGGAGUCAUCACAGAAUAUGAAAUCAAAUAUUAUGAGAAAGACCAAAGGGAGAGGACUUACUCAACAGUGAAAACCAGGGCCACUUCUGCUUCAGUCAAUAAUCUGAAACCAGGAACUGUAUAUGUUUUCCAGAUUCGAGCAUUUACUGCUGCUGGCUAUGGGAAUUAUAGCCCUAGACUAGAUGUUGCUACACUAGAGGAGGCCACAGCCACUGCUGUCUCCAGUGAACAGAAUCCAGUAAUAAUCAUAGCUGUAGUCGCUGUGGCAGGCACGAUCAUUCUGGUCUUCAUGGUUUUUGGCUUCAUCAUUGGACGAAGGCACUGUGGCUAUAGCAAAGCUGAUCAAGAAGGAGAUGAAGAACUUUACUUUCAUUUUAAAUUUCCAGGCACCAAAACCUACAUUGACCCUGAAACCUACGAAGAUCCAAAUAGAGCUGUCCAUCAAUUCGCCAAGGAGUUAGAUGCCUCGUGUAUUAAAAUAGAGCGUGUGAUUGGUGCAGGAGAGUUUGGUGAAGUAUGCAGCGGCCGCCUAAAGCUUCCAGGCAAGAGAGAUGUUGCAGUGGCCAUUAAAACCUUAAAGGUUGGCUAUACCGAAAAGCAAAGGAGAGAUUUUCUUUGUGAGGCAAGCAUCAUGGGACAGUUUGACCACCCUAAUGUUGUCCAUUUGGAAGGGGUUGUCACCAGAGGGAAACCAGUAAUGAUUGUAAUAGAAUACAUGGAAAAUGGAGCACUGGAUGCAUUUCUCAGGAAACAUGACGGACAAUUUACUGUAAUUCAGCUAGUGGGAAUGUUGAGAGGAAUUGCUGCUGGAAUGAGAUACUUGGCUGAUAUGGGAUAUGUGCACAGGGACUUAGCAGCACGCAACAUCCUAGUCAACAGCAAUCUUGUUUGUAAAGUGUCAGAUUUUGGCCUCUCCAGAAUUAUAGAAGAUGACCCAGAAGCUGUCUACACUACAACAGGUGGCAAAAUACCUGUAAGAUGGACAGCUCCAGAGGCCAUACAAUAUAGAAAAUUUACAUCAGCAAGUGAUGUAUGGAGUUAUGGAAUAGUUAUGUGGGAAGUAAUGUCUUAUGGAGAAAGGCCAUACUGGGAUAUGUCAAAUCAAGAUGUUAUAAAAGCAAUCGAAGAAGGAUAUCGCUUGCCAGCACCCAUGGACUGCCCAGCAGGCCUUCAUCAGCUGAUGCUAGACUGCUGGCAAAAAGAGCGUGCGGAAAGGCCAAAGUUUGAACAGAUAGUGGGCAUUCUAGACAAGAUGAUUCGGAACCCAAACAGCUUGAAAACACCUUUGGGAACAUGUAGCAGGCCAAUCAGCCCUCUUCUGGACCAGAACACACCUGAUUUCACAACAUUUUGCUCAGUUGGAGAAUGGUUGCAAGCUAUCAAGAUGGAAAGAUACAAGGAUAAUUUUUCAGCAGCAGGGUAUAAUAAUCUUGAAACGGUAGCCAGAAUGACUAUUGAUGAUAUUAUGAGCCUAGGAAUCACAUUGGUCGGCCAUCAAAAGAAGAUCAUGAGCAGCAUUCAGACUAUGAGAGCACAAAUGUUACAUUUGCAUGGCACUGGCAUCCAAGUGUGAUAGACAUUUCUCCCCUAUGAGGGAGGGACAGACUUGAGAGGACAGUGCCAGCCUUCUGUCUACAUGAAGUGCCGCUGGAAGACAUGGUUUCCUGGGUCCUUCCUGCAGACAACAGAGGGCUCACAAGAAGCACCUACAGACUUGAACUCCUAAGUGCCACCAGAAAGUUACUUAAAAAGGGAAAAUGGAUCCACCGAUGGCGGCAACGAAAGCAGUGACAAUAAACAAAGUACUACCUGAAACACCUACGAACACCUUGAACUCUCUAACCUCUUUUUAUCUAAUGGACUUUUUAAAAGUGUACAUAGAGGAUUUUAAAAUGAAAGAAAGAAUAUAUUUGUCAGAUAUAAAUCAUGCUAUUAUUCUUGAAGUCAACAAGAUAUUUUCCUUAAGCCUUUGAUUUCAAGCUCUUUUUAUUUUUAAGAAAUCAAUUGUGUUCCUUCUUCAUAUAGACCUUCUUUUAGUGUGACAUUUAUAUCUUUGGACUUUCUUAGUACUAAGCAUAUGACACAUUAUUACACUGGGGAUUUUGAAAGAUUGUAUGGAUUUCUACAGACACAAAAGUGUAACUGAGAAAUGUGUAUCAGGCUAGCUACUGGGUGGGGUGAAGUGGGGUUAGUACAGGGUUUUCUUUAUGAAAUCUUUUUUCUGUUAAUUUCACACCACAUUGAUGUGGUUUGUUAAUUGACAGAAGAUCAGGAAAAAAAAGACAUUGCCAAGAAUUCUGAUAUUUUUGAGAAUAAUUUUGUAUGACUUAUCACAAACUCUCUCGUUAAACAGGAAAUUAAUAAAAUGGAGAACCUAGCAAUAAGAAAUCCUAGGCACUUUUAAAGGAAUGGCUUGAAAGAUGACUUAAGUAGGUUGCCUGGGUUAAAUGAAAGCUGUACAUCUGCAGCUUUAAAUUUGUUUUAGCCCCUUUCACUGAAUGAUUUAUUGUAGGUGUAUCAAAAAACAACAACCACAGGAAACAGUACUGUAGUAUUGCCUGGCCUUUUAAUCAGAGCACAUUGGAGGUAGAUUGGUGUGUGGUUUUAUCAUGUUUUUCUUUUUAAUAAUCCACAUUAGAAGGUCUAGGAGAAAUAAUGGGCAUGGAUAAAUAUGAGAAUAAGUUGAAUGUAGUCCCUCCUGCAAAAAUAAAAGAUCUGGGAGUGCAAUCAAGAGAACAGGAGAACACCUCACUUGAGUUGGCAGGAAUGCGUCAUUUCCACUGAUUUCAGUGUGAAUCCCCGUUCAUAUGAUACAAUUCUCUGGUAGAGGAAUGAGUAUGCACAUGAGCUCAUAUGUGAUAUCUCUCUGUCUCUCUGUCUCUGUCUCUGUCUCUGUCUCUGUCUCUCUCUCUCUCUCUCUCUCUCUCUCUCUCUCUCUCUCUCUCUCUCUCUCUCUCUCUCAUACAGAUACUUUUGUAUUUGUCAGGAUUCAAUGAUGCAACCUCCUUGGGCUUGCAAUCAGUUUUUACUAUUUGCCUUUCCUUUUCUUAGAGGAAACGACAGUGUUCAAUACUUUCUGUACCCAGUUUGUAUAUGAGAUCAUUUGCCAGUGGAAGGUGAUUUUAUUCUACCUGAACUGGAGCCCUGCUGCCAUUAAUAUUAGUUAGUGGCAGGAGUACCAUCUAAGGCUAAUUGAACUUUCUCUGGAUUGCUACGUUCAGGUGACAGCCAAUUGAGACAGAGAAAGUCAGACACACUUAAGGUUUAUGAAUAUCAGAUUGACUUGAGAACAACUGUGCUAUGAUAUUCUGGUAGUUUCAUGAAGCCCAAGUGCACCCAACUCUCUCUCGAUUGCACUCUUCCUGUGCAAGUGCUGUUGAUAUGAAUGAAAGGUAAAACAACAGCCGUGGGGCUUGUACAGGAGAUAUCCCUAUCAGAUGGUGCCUUUGGAUUUUCUAUGAGAACUGUAGAGUGUAAAAGAAGUGGCAGUUCAAAAUUUCAAGGGUUUUUUACAAGCUGCUCUAGACACACACUUUUCUUUUAAAAGUCUGACUGAAAGGUAGCAGUUGAGUGAGAUAGUACUUUUUUGAAAAAUAAUUGCCAGUUUUAAUUUAAUAUAUGUGUACUUGAGUUGAGUGAAAUGUAAAAUUACCAUAAGCAAUAACAAAGUGUGUUGCAGGAAUAUAUAUAUACGAAACAGGUGAUUAAUGCUGUCAAAAAUAUCGUGAAAAUCGUGAGCUGCCCCAGCAGUGAACAACUGUACUUCCAAAGAGAACUGGGCUGCUCCCAUUGGUUUUCAUAGAGAAAGAUCCCAGGGAUCAGUCAUAUAAAUUAAGUCUUGUUAGAUAAUGUGGUCAUCCACACAAAAAAGGAGAGAUAACCUGUAAAUGUUCCUUUGUAAAACUUGUACAUUUUAUUUAUACUGUCUUGUUUUGUACACACAUUUCUGUGCAGUGAGCUCUGAAUACAUUGAAAAUGCACUAUAUUUUUCUAUUUUCCUUACAGAGCAUCACAAAGACGAACACGUUUUUCAGUGCUACAUAAUGUGUUUUCCCACAUUUAGGACCAAAGAUAGCUUCAGAAAACUCAAAUCAUUCCUCCUUCCUUUGGGGGAAGUUGAUAGCUGCCGUGCCUAUGGGUAGUGGGUUUACUCUCAGUUGUGCAAUGAACUUUAAAGGCUAUUUGAAGAUGCUGGACCUAACAUUCAGUAUAAGAUUCAGUACCUUGGAUAGCUCAUUUAAAGUUCAGACUAAAGCUUGGAGUGGAUUCAUUUUCCUGUUGACAUUGGAGCCACUCACUUCCCCCUCUCCUCCCUUCAUUAUUAUUAUUAUAUUAUUUUCUUUUUGAGCACUGUACAGUGUUAUUUGUUAUUUUAUUUAUUUGUUUAAUUAGAAAAAUCACUUUGCUUAUACUAAUUCUUUUUUAUCCCCUCCCCUUUGUUAAAGAAAUCUGUAAAAAAAAAAGACAAAUGAACAAAAAAUCUUUGAAAUAACAUAAUCCCAUUACAUAGACACUUCCAUUUGUAAUCUUUGUAAUAGACUGUAAAUAUAUUUUUGGAAAUACAA